Messenger RNA from Notothenia coriiceps (black rockcod), 1844 nucleotides. RefSeq names its product acyl-CoA dehydrogenase family, member 8 (gene acad8). NCBI's taxonomy places the organism in Eukaryota, Metazoa, Chordata, Actinopteri, Perciformes, Nototheniidae. Gene Ontology annotation, cellular component: mitochondrion. Gene Ontology annotation, molecular function: flavin adenine dinucleotide binding; acyl-CoA dehydrogenase activity. The transcript has 11 exons. The record is from RefSeq and is a predicted model, not a curated record. Gene Ontology annotation, biological process: lipid metabolic process. Bases 70 to 1329 code for a protein of 419 amino acids.
CCCCAGAAGAAGAAGCGGCAGCGGCAGAGUGACAUAACGAACACAUCCCACAACAUUGUGGAGGUAAACAUGGCGACCAUCGGACCUCUAGCAAGGAUUGCCAGACUGGGCUCCAGCAUCUGCAGGAACCAUCGUUUAUCUUUUAACAGAAGCACACAGAGACGAGGAAUAGCUUCUUGUGUCGACCCUUCUCAUGGACUCACAGAUGAACAGAAGGAAUUUCAAAAAAUGGCCUUUGACUUUGCGGCCAAUGAAAUGGCUCCACACAUGUCAGAGUGGGACCAAAAGGAAAUCUUUCCAGUAGAGACGAUGCGAAAGGCAGCCCAGUUGGGGUUUGGUGGGAUCUACGUCCAGCCGGAAGUCGGAGGAUCGGGUCUCUCUCGGCUGGACACAUCGAUCAUCUUUGAGGCCUUGUCCACAGGAUGUGUCAGCACUACAGCUUACAUCAGCAUCCACAACAUGUGUGCCUGGAUGAUAGACACUUUUGGCAAUAAUGAGCAGAGGGAGAGGUUCUGUCCUGAUCUCUGUUUGAUGGACAAGUUUGCUUCGUAUUGUCUCACUGAACCAGGCAGCGGCAGUGAUGCUGCUUCACUUCUGACCACUGCUCAGCUGAAAGGGGAUCAUUACAUCGUCAAUGGUUCGAAGGCCUUCAUCAGUGGUGGGGGAGACACAGAUGUCUAUAUUGUGAUGUGCAGAACAGGAGGUAAAGGACCUAAAGGCAUCUCUUGUCUAGUGGUAGAGAAAGGAACCCCAGGCCUCAGUUUUGGCAAAAAGGAAAAAAAGGUGGGUUGGAACUCCCAGCCGACCCGGGCGGUGAUAUUUGAGGACUGUGCCGUUCCAGUGAUCAAUCGGCUGGGUGAGGAAGGACAAGGAUUCAACAUGGCCAUGAGAGGCCUGAAUGGAGGAAGAAUUAAUAUUGCCUCCUGUUCUCUUGGGGCGGCACAUGCCUCGGUUCAGCUCGCGAGGGAUCAUCUGUUAGUACGCAAGCAGUUUGGAGAGACACUCUCCAACAACCAGUAUCUUCAAUUCAAACUGGCAGAAAUGGCCACCAAGCUGGUUGCGUCCCGCCUCAUGGUGCGUGAAGCUGCCACAGCGCUGCAGGAGAACCGGUCUGAUGCCGUUUCUCUCUGCUCUAUGGCCAAACUCUUCGCCACAGACGAGUGCUUUAAUAUCUGCAACGAUGCUCUCCAAAUGCACGGUGGGUACGGUUACCUGAAAGACUACGCAGUGCAGCAGUUUGUCCGAGACAUCAGAGUGCAUCAGAUUCUCGAGGGCACAAACGAAGUGAUGAGGAUGAUCAUUUCCCGUAAUCUGCUGACGGAAUCAUGAUAAACCUUUUCCCCUGGAUAUGUGUGAUUUGAACAGUGACCAUAUUGUUAUGGUCUUUCUUCCUGUUACUGUGUGACUGGUUUCCUAAAGUGUAAAAGGUCAUUUAAGGACGUGUGGUAAGCCAGUCAGUAAGGCAUAGGUUUUUCUAGUAUGAUAUUAGUUAUUAUCUUAAAAUGUUUAGCUACUCUGUUGCAGCAAGGCUCAAGGGAUGACCAUUUAACAAUGUACACAUAUUUCCAAUAACAGCUGUCAUUCAAAGAGGACAAAUCCCAAUGACAUUGGCAAUCCCUAGCUUACUUUACAUGUAGUGCCACCUGCAGGUCAACAUUUCCUCAGGUCCAACACUUCCUCUAAAAGCAAUAAAUAAAUUACAGGCUAUAAUUUUAAAGAAAUGCUUAUACAGCAUAUACAAAAUGCUGAAUAAUGGCAUAUUACACUAACAUACAAACCUUAGCAUUCAACUCAAAAGCUGAAGUUAUGUACAAUUUAAAAAGACAAAGCAUAUUUUAUUUAAG